UCACUUCACUUGGGGCUCAAGGCUCAAACCGCUCAAGUAGUCAAGUCUCAAGUGCAACACUGAAGCAACGAGUCAUAAAAAAUUUUCUCUCUCCUCUCCUCACAUUUGAAUUUCAGUGGUUUGAUUUCGCGCUAAUUAACCAUUGUUUUCUCUCUCCUACACUCCAUUUUUUCCCCUCAAAUUUUCUUCAAUCAAGCUUCAUCUUCGAAUUCAAGAUGGAGGCGCUUUACAUCAAACUCUACGAAAAGUACUCAAAACUCAAGGUGGCAAAGGAUCGUGAGUUGGAUCAAGCUAAUCAAGAACAAGAAGGGAAAUUUAUUGAGUUUAUGUCUGCGGCGGAAUCUCUAGUAAAUCAUUUGACCACUGAGAACAAGAGAUUGUUAGAAACUAUUGAUGAAUUACGGAGUGAAGUUGUGUCGCUGAGAACUGCUAAAGACCAGCAGUAUGAUGAUUUCCAGCAACGCUUAAUGGAGGAGAAACAAAAGAAUCACGAGCUUUCUGCAGAGGUUGAGCAACUACACCAGUUACAGCAGGAGAUUCCCAACUCUAGCAACCAAAAUAACCAACAUGAGGAGCAAAAUAUAAACAGUAUUCAACGUAGCCCAUCUGUAUCUCGAGGGCUGGUGAAUGAAUCGCCAAUGAGAAUGACAAGGACACGUGCUAGACUUCUAAUGGAAACUGAAUCUGCCAUAAAUAGUGCAUCAGCUGGUCUUCACGAGCCUUCAACCAAGAAAAAAAAGUUAUCAGAUCAAUCUAAAGAUGUUUCGAAUGCAUAUGUGCAGCCAGAGUGUUGUCGAAGCAACAUUGACAAUGAAGGUCCUUGUAAAUGCCUAUUUCAAAAUUUUGUCGAGUGCCUGACUGGCAUGAAAGUUUCUGUUGCAAAUCAGCCUGAGGGAAGGUGUUUACAUGCAGUUCAUCAGUCCAGUGGUUAUUCAUUUACUUUGACAUGGGUGAAUAAGGCUGCCCCAACUGGAGAGUUAUUGUAUCAUGUUUCCUCCCUAGGGACAUUUGCUAAUGUGGCUCCGGAGUGGAUGCAAGAAGUUAUCAUCUUCAGCACAAGCAUGUGCCCCAUUUUCUUUGAGAGGAUAUCUCGUGUUAUCAAAUGUCGCUAGCUCUUGGCUUCUUGUGCUGCCACAGGGUCGUUUUGGUACAGCACCUUUGAUCCAAUGACUGAAAUUCGAGAUUUAUUGGUGCAUUAGUGAUGGAUAUACUAGCACUUGUCCCUCCUUAUCUAAUAGUUCUGGUAGCAUCCUAAAUUGUUCAUUAUAUGUGAUGUAGUAAACGUUGCGAAUUUUCAGAUAGUUUCUCACCUAGAAAAGCUACUUUUGUAAGUUAUAGUUUUUAAUCUAAUUCCUUUUACAGCGUUGUGUA
Chenopodium quinoa (quinoa) is the source of this 1371-nucleotide messenger RNA. RefSeq lists its product as uncharacterized. Gene Ontology annotation, biological process: developmental process involved in reproduction. The coding region runs from base 216 to 1112 and encodes 298 amino acids. NCBI's taxonomy places the organism in Eukaryota, Viridiplantae, Streptophyta, Magnoliopsida, Caryophyllales, Amaranthaceae. The transcript is spliced from 9 exons. The record is from RefSeq and is a predicted model, not a curated record.